AUGUUUGUUGAUUACUGGCCUAGAGAGGGUGCGGGGGUGGGGUUCAGAAAGGCGGGGGAGGUGUUGGAGGGUGGGGCAAGGUGUGGGGAGCCCUCAUCCUUCCCCCCUUUCUCCUCCCCGCCAGGCUCUCAUUCCCUGCGCUAUUUCUACACGGGCGUGUCGGAGCCCGGAGCAGGGCUGCCCAGCUUCCUCGCGGUGGGGUACGUGGAUGACGUGGCCUUCAUUCACUAUGACAGCGAGACACAGACAGCCCGGCCGCAGCCUCAGGCCCCCUGGAUGGAGGGGAAGGUGGAGGCCCAGUACUGGGAGAGGGAGACUAGGAACCUGAGGAACGUACAGGCACGGUACAAAGUCAGCCUGCAGACCCUGAUUCAGCGCUACAACAGGAGCGGAGCCCUUCACACUUAUCAGAACACAUAUGGCUGCAACCUCUUGGCUAAUGGCAGCACCUGGGGCAUUGACCAGUUUGCAUUUGAUGGGAACGACUUCAUCAGCUUUGACAAGAACACGCUGACAUGGGUAGCGGCAGACCCCGGGGCCCAGGUCACCAAGCGGAAAUGGGGUGACAGCGACAUCCAGUAUCGGAAGCGAUACCAGGAGCAGACCUGUGUAGAGUGGCUGCGCAAGUACCUGGAGCACGGGAAGGAGACGCUGCAGAGGAGAGAGCGCCCGGCCGUGCGGGUCACCGGCAGAGACGCCCCCGGCGGCCCCACCACCCUCUCCUGCCGGGCCCACGGCUUCUACCCCCGGGACAUCGCCCUGAGUUGGCUGCGAAAGGGGGAGAGCAGCGAGCAGAAGACAUGGCGAGGGGGGGUCCUGCCCAAUGGGGACGGGACCUACCACGCCUGGGCCACGGUGGAGAUCGACCCCCGGGAGAGAGACCUGUACAGCUGCCGUGUGGAGCACGAGAGCCUGGCCCAGCCGCUCGACACUGCGUGGGAGCCCCCGUCCCACUCUGCCCCACUCCCUGUGCUGAUUGGGGCCGUCGCUGGCGCUGCCCUGCUCGCUGGGACAGUUGGGUUUGUUCUCUGGAGGAGGCGGCGCUCAGGGAAAACCGGAGCCAUCAACACUCCAGCUCAGGCCGGCAACCGGGACUCCAGCUCCUCUCUGGAAGCCAGCUACAAAGGAUCCAGAAGGAGUAAGUGCUGGGGGGUCCAGCCCCCCUGGGAUCGGCUGUGGUCACGGAGACCUCUAUGGGGAGACGCCUUCCCCAUGCCCUGCCCCAGGGCGCCCUGCAGUCCCCAGCCGGGG
Messenger RNA from Chrysemys picta bellii (western painted turtle), 1251 nucleotides. The record is from RefSeq and is a predicted model, not a curated record. Lineage: Eukaryota; Metazoa; Chordata; Testudines; Emydidae.